Molecule: messenger RNA, 1587 nt
Organism: Exophiala aquamarina CBS 119918
Lineage: Eukaryota; Fungi; Ascomycota; Eurotiomycetes; Chaetothyriales; Herpotrichiellaceae
Exons: 2
Coding region: 1-1587 (528 amino acids)
Biological process (GO): cinnamic acid catabolic process; ferulate metabolic process
Cellular component (GO): cytoplasm
Molecular function (GO): carboxy-lyase activity
Source: RefSeq, a predicted model, not a curated record
AUGUCUUCGCGAAAAUUCCUCAGAUCAAUUGUCCUUCCAAACCUUUCCUACUCCUAUACACCUUCAGCCGGAAUGCCUCCAGACCCACUGGCUGCACAAAUUGAUUUCCGAACGUUCAUCGACGUUCUUCGUAGUGAUGGCGACCUAGUUGAGAUCGAUCGUCAGGUAGAUCCACAUUUGGAGGUGGCAGCAAUUGUUCGAAGGGUAAGUGAAGUUAACGGCAAAGCACCACUCUUCAACAAUGUGAAAGGCGCCAAAAAUGGCCUAUGGAGGAUGUUUGGGAAUGCAGCCAGCCUGAGAAAGAAUGAGGCGGAGAGGUACGGGCGACUAGCAAGAAACUUAGGACUGCCAACAAAUGCCAGCUGGAAGGAAAUAGGAGAGAAAACUCAGGCUGCCAAAAAAGCCACACCAUUGAAACCGAAUGUUCUGCCAACUGGGCCUUGCAAGGAAAACAGGCUAUCGGGCGACGAGAUCGAUCUACAUCAGCUACCAGCUCCUUAUCUGCACGUUGGAGAUGGCGGGAAAUACCUACAAACGUAUGGUGUCCAUGUCCUCCAGACACCCGAUGGCUCGUGGACGAACUGGUCUAUCUUUCGAGGAAUGAUUCACGACAAUAAGCAUCUUGUGUGCUUGGUUGGUAAGGGACAGCAUAACCAAAUCAUCCGUGAGAAGUGGAGAGACGCAGGCAAAACCGAAAUUCCUUGGGCACUUGCCUUCGGCGUACCCCCAGCUGCAAAUUUUGUGGCUGCUCUCCCUAUUCCAGAAAACGUCUCGGAAAGCGAGUACGUGGGAGCAAUGACAGGGAGGCCACUGGACCUCGUGAAAUGUGAACUAAGCGACCUGCUGGUACCAGCAAAUAGCGAGAUCGUGUUCGAGGGGGUGACUUACCUAGAUCAGAGCAAGCAGGGAGAUGAAGGUCCUUUCGGAGACUACCUUGGACUGGUGUGCGACGACGACAGGCACUCCAUGCCCUUAUUUCGAGUAGAUUUGAUCACUCACAGAGACGAUGCAAUCAUGCCAAUCUCAGUACCGGGGAGAAUCACGGAUGAGUCGCAUACCACAGGAGCUCUUGCCGCAGUUGAGCUCCUCUCGUUUUGCAAAAAGCACGAUUUGCCGAUAAUAGACGCAAAUGCACCUUUAGAGACACAUGGAACUUGGUGCGCACUUACAGUCGACACCGAAAGAUUACGCUCGCUCAAGACAAAUUCUCAGGACUUUUGCCAGAAGCUGGGGAGUAUUGUAUUCAACAACAAGAGCGCAAUGUUGAUUAACAGAAUUAUCCUUAUUGGAGAAGACGUGAACAUCUAUGAUCUAAAAGAUAUAAUUUGGGCAUUGGCAACAAGGUGCCGGCCUGGCCUUGACGAAUUUGUAUUCGAGGAUGUUCCUGGAUUCCCAUUAACACCCUACAUGGCCUACGGAAGAGGUGAUUCAAAACGCGGGGGUAAAAUGAUUCAAGAUUGCGUGAUGAAGGCUGAAUACGAAACCGGCAGGCCUUUCACCAAGGUCGAUUUUGAGACUUCGUACCCGGAAGACGUGAAGGCGAAGGUUAGAUCUACUUGGCGAGAAAUGGGUUUCGACGAGCCCUGA